Synchiropus splendidus (mandarinfish) is the source of this 1311-nucleotide messenger RNA. RefSeq names its product tumor protein p53 inducible protein 3 (gene tp53i3). The transcript is spliced from 7 exons. The record is from RefSeq and is a predicted model, not a curated record. Lineage: Eukaryota; Metazoa; Chordata; Actinopteri; Syngnathiformes; Callionymidae. Gene Ontology annotation, molecular function: quinone reductase (NADPH) activity; NADPH binding; quinone binding. The coding region runs from base 175 to 1269 and encodes 364 amino acids.
CAGGACUCAAGACCCACAUUGCUGCGGCUGGUGAGCAUCAUCUGUACCUAGCCAGGCACAUCGUGAUACCAGGAGUGGGGUUCGAACCCACGAGGACUGCUGUCCAUUGGAACUUAAGUCCAACGCCUUAACCACUCGGCCAUCCUGGUUGUGCUGUUAAACUAUCUAUUCAAAAUGCUCCGGCUCCUGAGUACCGUGAUUCCACGCAGACGCUUCAAACUGCAGUCCUCCACACGCUCUUCAUGCUCUUCAGUAGCAAAGAUGAUGCGCGCGGUGCGUGUCGAUGAACCAGGAGGUCCGGAGAACAUGCUGCUGAAGCUGGUGCCCACGCCUCAACCCAAGGAUGGUGAGGUUUUAGUCAAAGUUCAUGCUGCUGCUCUCAACCGGGCGGAUCUACUGCAGAGGCGAGGUUUGUACCCGCCCCCUCCAGGUGAGAGUGACAUCAUCGGCCUGGAGGUGGCGGGCACGGUGGAGGCAGUGGGGCGGCAGGUGAAGGAGGGCUGGAGGAGAGAUGAGAGGGUGAUGGCGCUGCUCAGCGGAGGAGGAUACGCCGAGUAUGUCGCCGUACCGGAGACGCUUCUGAUGCCGAGUCCGGCUCGUCUGUCGCUGCAGCAGUGGGCUGCCAUCCCAGAAGCCUGGCUGACAGCUUUCCAGCUGCUGGAGAGCGUAGCUCUGGUGAAAGAGGAAGAGGUCGUGCUCAUCCAUGCCGGUGGCAGUGGCGUGGGGACGGCUGCGGUUCAACUGGUGCGUCUGUUGGGGGCCGUGCCCGUCGUUACCGCGGGAAGCCCUGCGAAGCUGAGGAUGGCAGAGGAGCUGGGUGCUGCCGCUGGCUUUAACUACCGAGAGGAGGACUGGUCGGCAGGAGUUCGGGACUUGACUGAAGGAAGGGGAGCUGACGUCAUUCUUGACUGCAUCGGUGGACGCACCUGGGAGCACAAUGUGAACUGUCUAGCUCUGGAUGGUCGCUGGGUGCUUUAUGGAACGUUGGGAGGGCGACAGGUGCAGGGGGAUCUGCUGGGCAAGCUGCUCUGGAAGAGGGGUCGUCUGCUCAGCAGCCUCCUCCGCUCCCGAAGCCUGCAGUACAAGUCAGACUUGGUGAAGAGGUUCUCCAGCAGAGUGCUGCCGUACUUCUCCAGCCAGCCUCCGUCUCUGAGGCCCGUGGUCGACCGAACGUUCCCGCUGGAGGAGGUCGCCGAAGCUCACAGGCACAUGGAAGACAACAAGAACAUGGGGAAGAUCAUCCUUCAUGUGUGUCAACAUGGAAGCUAAUAAAUUGUUCCACACUGUUCUCAAAGUGAUGUCACACACCGG